Eremomyces bilateralis CBS 781.70 is the source of this 907-nucleotide messenger RNA. RefSeq lists its product as uncharacterized. Bases 212 to 742 code for a protein of 176 amino acids. The transcript has a single exon. The record is from RefSeq and is a predicted model, not a curated record. NCBI's taxonomy places the organism in Eukaryota, Fungi, Ascomycota, Dothideomycetes, Eremomycetales, Eremomycetaceae.
GUGUCCACAUCCUUCCGCGGACCUUGCGACUCCAAUUCAUUGUCUGACGAUAUGUAGCCGACUUCCUCGGGAAAUUCGGACUUGAUCCCAUCUCCAUCUGUAGGCUCAGCCUUGACGUCCUUGUCUCCCGGGUCCUGCUUGAUUCGCGGUCGCCCAGCGGUCCCUGAGCCUCUUCUCCCACCCCGCACCGCCCUGCCGCCUUGUGAGAACGAUGAUGACGGCGCCGCAAGUAGAGUCGUCUCCUGAGAGCGUGUCGGAUCAGACUCGGUCUUCGCAACCUUAUUCGGAUCUACCGGACUCUUCAGUAUUGUCCAUCCUACAUAUCAGACAACGCUUACCAUCUGGCGCAACUCCUGCAGAGAACGGUCCACUGGGCAUCGCCCCCGGCCGCCCAGGAAAACCACCCCGACCUCUUCCACGUCCAGCGGGUCCAUUCCCUCGACCGACCGCCCGAUUUCCACCGCGCGCUGCACCGGACGACUCUCCAGGUUCGCCGAACCGGGCCUGCUCCGCUUGGGCGAGGGCGGCUCGUUCUUCGGCGCUACGUCGUCCGCGGAAUCGGGGGGGUGCGACAGGUCGGCGUUCGGGAGGGCGCACUGGCGGCGCCAUUGGAUCGGUCGGUUUGGAAAGGCUUGUGAAGCGACGUUGUAGUUGUAGAUGGAUGCUGGGACUUGGUGGGAGAAAUGGUGGUGGUGGAGGUGAAAUUUAUAUACCGAGUCAUGAUCCGGGAGACUGUGUGUAGGAGAAACCGCCUACUGACUCGCGGAAAUAUUGAGGGGCUUGUCAGAACUUCACUUCAAUUGAAAUCUUUCCUACGAAGCGUUUGGCCCACACAUUCGACCGCCACUUAUCACUAUUGUGAAUAUCCACGCGAAUUACGACGGUCUCCUUCGUUGACAGCAUUUAC